AUGGCGCCCCUAAUAUCUCUUAGGGCGCGUCUCAUUUCUGCCAACAGCCACUCCUUUCCCUCUAUCUGUUUGCGUCGACUCAACUCAAAUCGCCGUCAUUAUUCCAAGAUGCCGCCUCGCACCCACGAUUGCGGCAUCGAUGCCGAACCGAUCUACAGGACCAAUUCCUAUGUUGCAGUAAAAGUCAAGAUCUCAAAGGAUAAAGACACCAGAGAACUCGACGUCUUGCAAGCACUUUCUGCUCUACCCAAGCAUCAUCCUGGGUCAUCUCAUAUCAAUCAACUGCUAGAUCAUUUCACCAUUGACGGCCCGAAUGGUUUCCAUGAGUGUCUGGUGCUGGAAAUUACGGGUCCCAACAUUGAUGACGCCGCCUGCAGCAGACUUCCUGCCACCCUUGUGAAAGUUAUCGCUAAGCAGAUACUGCAGGGGCUUGACUUUCUCGCUGCUAACGAUAUCGCGCAUGGGGAUUUACACACUCGAAACAUUACUCUUGCUGUGUCUGAUCUAAGCGCUCUCAGUGAAGCAGACGUUGUUGCCAGACUCGGGAAGGUCGAGACAGGUCCAGUGACCAGAUUAGAUGGUGGGCCUUUGGAAGAUAAUUCUCCAACUCAGAUUAUUCGACCUGCGUCAUUUCCGACAAGCGAUAUUCUGCCGGAAAAUCCAUCAGUCAAGAUUAUUGACUUAGGACAAGCCUUUUUUGGUAACAACGCUCCAAGAACGCUACAUAACCCCAUAGCUGUGCGGGCACCAGAAAUCGUUUUUGGGGACCAGCUGAAUGUUCGAGUGGAUCUAUGGAGCGCUGGCUGUCUGGCACAGAUCUUUGAACUUGUAACCGGGCAACCUCCAUUCGCCAGCAUGCAAUACCCCAAUAGUCUAGUAGAGCAGAUGCUACAAGAAAUCCCGGACGAACUACCGACAAGAUGGCAGGCCAAAUGGCAGGUAAUGCAAGAAGAGCUGGCUAAAAGUCGUGCUAAGUGGCCUGAAGAUGAAGGUGAUGAGAUAUUCACGCUCCAGGAAUGGUUAGAUGAAUGUUAUGAUUUUCACGAUAGGGAGGCCGGGUUCACGAGGAAAGAACUUGCCAGCUUGGCUGAAGCGAUUGGGAGCAUGUUGAGGCUUGAACCGUCGCUCAGAGCUACGAAAAUGUCUAGCGGCAAGGCUGAUGUAACAUGGGGUCAGUGA
Messenger RNA from Fusarium pseudograminearum CS3096, 1179 nucleotides. RefSeq lists its product as uncharacterized. The transcript is spliced from 5 exons. The record is from RefSeq and is a predicted model, not a curated record. Gene Ontology annotation, biological process: protein phosphorylation. NCBI's taxonomy places the organism in Eukaryota, Fungi, Ascomycota, Sordariomycetes, Hypocreales, Nectriaceae. The coding region runs from base 1 to 1179 and encodes 392 amino acids. Gene Ontology annotation, molecular function: protein kinase activity; ATP binding.